Messenger RNA from Cololabis saira (Pacific saury), 2183 nucleotides. Its product is annotated as secretory phospholipase A2 receptor-like. The transcript has 6 exons. The coding region runs from base 155 to 1132 and encodes 325 amino acids. NCBI's taxonomy places the organism in Eukaryota, Metazoa, Chordata, Actinopteri, Beloniformes, Belonidae. The record is from RefSeq and is a predicted model, not a curated record.
UGAAUCAGCUAUUUGGUCUCAGAUUCCCCUGAAGUUAGUCACCAGCAGCUCAGCCUUGUGAGCGACACAGUUAACAACGGCAGAGUCUGCAGAGAAAAGACAUCCUUUACAGAGAUUCAAUAAGAGGCAUCAAAUAUUAGAGCUCUUAACAGCCAUGGGAAGGAUCCUAAAUGUAAUUGUUCUCACAGGACUGUGCCAUCUGCCUUUCUGUGCCCUCCAAUACGUCUUAUACCCAUAUAACAAAACCUGGAAUGAGGCGCAGACCUACUGCAGAGAGCACUGUGUUGACUUGGGCUCGUUCAAGUUCCUGGACGAUAUGAAGCACAUACUUGACGUUUUAAAGGACCAUUACCUUGAUGCUGCGUGGUUUGGGCUCAUGAAAGGGGACACCAUGAACUGGCACUGGUCUAUCGGGGGCAGAUAUUUCUACAAGGACGGAGAGAAAGAUUAUGUGACCCCUAGUGACCAGGAUCUAGAUUAUUACUGUAGAGUUUCAGAAGGUUCCACAGUGCACGGACACCCUUGUGAUUCAGCCCACUACUCAAUCUGCUACAAUGCAUCAAAAAUUGGUGACGAUCGGUACGUUCUGCACACAGAGGAACUGUCUUGGAACGACGCUCUAGAUUACUGCAGAAGCCACUCCUCCGACCUGACCAGUAUAAGGAAUAUUGCUGAGCAUAAUGUUAUCCAGAAUAAAGCUGGAGGCAAAAUCGUUUGGAUCGGCUCCUUCAAGGAUCCCUGGACUUGGUCGGACCAGAGUUCCUACUCGGUGAGAGACUGGGUAGAUGGGAAAGCAGUUUUCAGUGAGGACGAAGAGAGCUGCGUGGCUGUGAUCAAGAGUGCAUCUGGUAGAUGGGAACCUCGGGACUGUGCAGAAAAACAUCGCUUCUUCUGUAACUGCACGGAAACAGGUUCAGAGGAAACCACAGAGGAACCCACAGAGGAAUUCACAGGAAAUCAGAGUUUCAUCAUAGUGAGGAUAAAUGGACAAGACUCAACUUUGGAUCUUAGUGACUCUGCAGUGCAAGACAGCAUCUUGGAGCAGAUGAAGAAGGUUAAUGGAGCUGGAGGAUGGAAGUUACGAUGGAAAAAGCAACCUGAUGGAAACGUUUUUGUCAAGGAAACUCCCUGAGAAACUAAUCUAAAUUUGAGGGGUGUUAACCCAUGAAGCUUCAUUACAGCUUAUAAUAACUAUAAGUAAAGUAGUAGGCUUCCAUUAAUCUCAGUAAUUAUUCUUACUUUUAUUAGUUUAUAAAGGCUACAUGGGCUUGCACCAGAGUAUAUUUCAGAGAUGUUUUUAUUCUAUGAACCAGGAAGUUCCCUCAGAUCCUCUGGCUCUUCCUUUUUAGCUGUUUCCACAGAGUAGAACUAAAACAUUUGGUGAUGCUGCUUUUAGCCACUGUGCUCCAAAACUGUGGAACAGCCGGAGGACCUGACAGGAGCUGGAAAUGUGGACAUUUUUAUAGACUAAAAACUCAUCUCUUGUCCUUGAUGUACCAUCAAAUUUUAUAGUUUUAUUCUCUUUCACAUUUUUUUUAUUGAUGUAUCUAUUUCUUGUAAUGUUUUAUGUUUAUUAUAUUUUAUUGUUGUGGACUGAUUAUUUUUUAGCCUUAAUUCUUGAACUUUUAUCAUUAAUCAUUUUUAUUAAUUAUAUUGUAUGUCAGUGUGCAUUGGUCUCCUAGUUUUUAUUUUAGUUUUUAUUAUGCUUAUUUUUCAGUCAAAAUGUUAAGCACUUUGUAUUUCAUGUACCUGGAUGAAAGGUGCUAUACAAAUAAAAUUUGAUUGAUGAUCGAUUGAUUGAUACUUGCCUUUUAUGAUAACCUAAUAGCAGAUAAGCAACUAACAAUGUGCACCACUUCUGACCAGAUGGACAGACGUAGACCUGCUGUAUUGAUGAAGUGCCACUGACAAUGUGAUGCUAAUGAGUUGAGACAGUCCACUACGUUUUGUAAAACCACUUUGUCCUAGUAUAGGUUUCAAAGUCAAAGUUAUCGGGGGCUGACACUUAAAGUUGCGAUAUUUCGCUCUCAUCUGGUCAGAAGUUACAAAAUAGACUUGUUUUUAAUGGCAUAGAUGUGUUUGAUUUUCAUGAAUGAACAAUUAAAAAUAAAAAAAAGUUACAAAAUAUUUUUUUUCAUAUUGUCUUUUUGUUUCUUUUACAACAAAUUAAAUGUUAAUUUAUU